AUGACAAAACUUCUUCUUAUUCUAAUGUUUCUUUUUAUUUUUUAUUUUUCAUUUUGUACACAUCCUUUAUUAAUAGUUUUAAUUAUUAUAAUCAAUACAUGUUUAUCAUGCAUUUUAUUAGGGACACUUCAAUUUUCUUUUUGGUUUUCAUAUGUUCUAUUCUUAGUUUUUUUAGGGGGUCUCCUGAUUCUCUUUUUAUAUAUUUCAAGAUUAGCCUCAAAUGAAACAUUUAAUUUAAAAUUUUUAUUAACACCCUUUCUAUCAAGACUACUUAUCAUAAUUUUAGUUAGUAUAAACAAUGAAAUGUCAAUAGAUUCAGUGAAUUCAGAAUUUAAAUGUCAAUUUAACAGAAAUUUAAUUUCUACUCUAACUUAUUCAUUAAAUAGAGUCAUUUUUGUGAUUCUUAUUAUGACAUAUUUAUUAAUUACAUUAAUAGCAGUUGUAAAAAUCUCUCAGCUAGGAUUUGGGCCUCUCCGACAAUGAAAGUAUGACACACCCCAUUCGCAAAACCCACCCAGUAAUUAA
Molecule: messenger RNA, 525 nt
Organism: Priapulus caudatus
Lineage: Eukaryota; Metazoa; Priapulida; Priapulimorpha; Priapulimorphida; Priapulidae
Source: the annotation of a RefSeq genome assembly